Molecule: messenger RNA, 5600 nt
Organism: Bactrocera dorsalis (oriental fruit fly)
Lineage: Eukaryota; Metazoa; Arthropoda; Insecta; Diptera; Tephritidae
Gene: Rph
Product: rabphilin-3A
Exons: 4
Coding region: 830-2815 (661 amino acids)
Biological process (GO): intracellular protein transport
Cellular component (GO): membrane
Molecular function (GO): small GTPase binding
Source: RefSeq, a predicted model, not a curated record
GGCUCAGACUAGCAGCACUCCAGACGCCGAUUGUUUGGUUAAGCACUCAGUACAUUGCCGUCGACUGAAGAGGGCGUAUCGCAGGCGCCAAAGCACGGAAAACUGUGAAAAAGUGAAACAAAGCCAAUUCGGCAAAAGUGGCAAAGAAUAGGUGCUGCUAUAAGUGGCUACAAAAAACAUUGUUUGUGCAUAUUUUAAUUAAAAUACGGUGUGAAAGCAAGCAAACAGCAUGUAAAUUAAGGAAAAUUUGUUAAAAUAAAUAAAAAUUAGAAAGUGUGAAUAUUCAAAUGCAAAUUAUUAUUUUUAUUAUGUGCUAAAUACGCAUUAAUUUGUGCAAUUUGCAUGUAGUUAUAUGCUAUUGGCAUGCACCAGCUGUAGCUGCGCCGAAAAGUAUGCAAUAUACACAACUGUAUAUGUGAGCACCAGUGUGGCUGUGUGUGGUGCAUGUUGCUAGCGAGACAACCACUUGUGAAUAUCGAAGUAUUGUGUGUAUUUUCAAGGCGAAACAGGCACAAAAGCAACAACAACAACGCCAACGUUAGCAUGCCACACAACAGCAAAUACCAUAAUAAAGUUUCUUCGAAAUAUUACAAUAACAAAAAGUGAAAUAUACAGCACCCAGCAUACGCCGUGUUGUACACAACAAAAACAACAAGGAAAACAAGAAGCACAUUGAAGGCGAGGUUUUAACUGACAACAUUUAACAGUAUUGCUAACAAACGACAAACACAAUAGCCAAAAGCACUAUUUCUCAGCGCCGCCAACACACCACAAGCAGGCUGUCAGUUAUUUACACUGCCGUCGCCGUUGCUUAUUUACAGUGCAGGAAAUGGAUUUUCAAAGCCACAACAACACCAGCGGAAAUAAGUUUGUCUGUCCCAGCGACAGACAAUUGGCAUUGAGAGCAAAAUUACGCGCUGGAUGGAGCAGCUCCAAGACCAACGAACCGCUUCGGCCCGAUGAGCAAGCCGCUAUUAUUUCCGUUAUACGCCGCAAUGAGGAAAUCGAGACCGCCGAGCGGCAACGCGUUGGUCGACUUGUCGAGCGUGUGGAGAAAAUUAAACAACGCGCCGUCGAAGGUGGUCCAAAUUGUUGCCGGCUCUGCGGUGACACCUUUGGACUGCUGCGUUCUACGCGCAUCAUUUGUGAGGACUGCAAGAAAUCGGUGUGUGCAAAAUGCAGUGUCGACAUUAAUAUACGUUAUCAUACCAGUGAUCGCACGCGCGAAAUAUGGUUGUGCCGCAUCUGCUCGGAGACACGCGAAAUGUGGAAAAAGUCGGGCGCAUGGUUUUUCAAAGGGCUUCCCAAUUAUGACGCACCCAGCAGCACUAAUUCGACACCCACACAUCAGUCAGCAAGUGGCGGCGCCAUGUCUGAUGUGUUGCUGCCGCCGCGUGGCGCACAAAGCUGCAACAACACGCCCACACGCAAUGUGCGCGUUAAGAAGCUGACAAUACAUGUGGACGAUAGCAGUAGUUCGGAAGAGGAUACAAACGGUGGCGGCGGCGGCGGUGGUGAUGUUGUGGAUGGCGCCAUCAGCGCUGUGUGUGCUGUAGCGCCGUUGACAACAGCACGCACACCUAAUAGAAAUUCCUUCAACGCUGAUGUCUCACCACCAGCGGCGACGCGUAUGCAACGUGAGGAUAGUUUUCGUCUGCGUACUUUCGGCUCCAUACGCAGUUUCAUUGAUAGCGGUGAGCGCAAACUUUCCAAUUCUUUUUUUGCCAAUCGUCAGUCAUCGCGUACAGAAAGUAAUCAACAGGACUAUGAUACCAUAUCAACGGCAUCGACUGUCACUUCGGUGAACAAUAGGCGUGAGAGCAAUUGUAAUUAUACGCGUCGCAGCUCCGUCUCGUCAUCUUGGUCGAUCAGUGGCGAAAGUUCUUCGGGCAAUUCGGCGAACACGAGCAAUCAUGUGCCCAAUCAUAAUCAAGUAAAUUUGCAUUGUCGGGAAUUGCUCGGUUGGCUCGAGGUGGCGGUUAGCUAUCGUGAGAGUGUACAUAGUCUAGAUUGCGUUAUGGUAAGGGCACGUGAUCUGCCUGCUAUGGAUGCGGCUGGCUUAACGGAUCCCUAUUGUAAGGUGAAUAUUGUGACCCCCGAUGGUAUGACCAAGUAUUCGCGUUGGUUGCGUACCAAAACUGUGCAUAAGACGCGCAACCCUGAAUUUAAUGAAACUUUGCAAUUUGUGGGCGUCGAACCGGAGGAACUAGGCGGCUCAUCGCUGUAUGUUGCGAUAUUCGAUGACGAUAAGUAUGGACACGACUACUUGGGUGGCGCUAAAAUUUCGCUCUCGCCGGUGCACAACACCAAUCAAUAUCGCAUAUCUGUGCCGUUGGGUGGCGAGGAUCGGUUUAGUAAUGAAGCGGAAAUGUCACAGGAGUGGCCGCAUGGCAAAAUUUUGAUAUCACUCUGCUAUAAUACAAAGCGACGUGCUUUGGUGGUGAAUGUAAAGCAGUGCAUCAAUUUGAUACCGAUGGACAACAAUGGCAGCUCGGAUCCAUUUGUUAAGCUACAACUGAAACCUGAUUCGCAUAAGAAUAAAAAAUAUAAAACCGGUGUCAAAUGGCGCACAUUAAAUCCAAUAUAUCGCGAAGAAUUCUAUUUCGAAUCCAGUCCACAUGACCUGAAUAAACAAACGUUGUAUAUAACCGUUUGGGAUAAAGACAUUGGCAAGAGCAAUGAUUUUCUGGGCAGCUUGGUAAUCGGCUACAAUAGCAAGGGCGAACGUUUGCAGCAGUGGCUGGAUUGCAUAAAAUUGCCGGAUCACUUUCACGAGAAAUGGCAUUGUUUAUCAGGGGAACACCCAACGCAUUAAUCAAAUGAGUGACGGAGCGUAUUGAAAUUUAUAAAAAAGUAACACUUAUAAUAAAAUUAUAAAAAAGACCUGACCAGGGUUGCGAAUUUUUUAAUUAAACAUUUUUGAAUUUAAAAUUAGAUUUUUAUCGAUUGGGAAUAAAAAACAUUUUUUUUUUCAAUUUUUUUUUAAUUAUUUAAAAAUGAACAGAUUAUAAAGAAUAUUUUUAUUACAAACUUGGGAUUAACAUUUUGUUAUUUUUCAAUCCUGCAUUUGAGUUUAGAAAUAUAAAAUUUACUUUAAUUAAAGUUUUCGGAAUUACAAAAUAAAAAAGUUAAUAGUUUUAAUUCAAUUAUUUUUAAUGCAUUAUUUCCAAUCCUGGACCUGACACAAACAUUAUAUAAUAUUAUGAUUGUAAAAAUAUAAAUAUGCAUUUGGCUCGAGAUGCAGUGCAUUUAUAUUUAUAUAUAGUUACAUAUGCAUUAUAUAUAAUAUACAUACAUAUGUACAUAUGCAGAUGUACUAUGUAUGUAAUCCACCCACAGAAAUUGUUGCCAAAAUUUUUAAACUAAAAACUGCAUAUGUAUGUAUAUUAAUUUAUUUUGUUAUACAAACUGCUACACAAACUCUUACAUAAGUUAUUUACUACAUAUAUGCAUUUAAUAAAUAACGUGCUGUAAAUACUUACUACAUACAUACAUGCACACGCAUGUUUGAAGGUACUUGGACAUGUCUUUACUUGUCACCUGUAUCAUCCGCAACGGUAUCGUCGACCCUCCUUAUUCAGCAUAUUUAUUACCCCAAUUUUGCUGCAUUAUAUUUUAUAGUAUGUGCUAUAAAUUGUUUUUAAGUGUCCUUAAAUGGGUUAAAUAAGCAUCAAUCAAACACACACACACACACGAAAUAUAUUUUUAGAUAACACUAAGCAUAUAAAAAUAAAACACGAACUGUAACUGCUAUGUAAGCGAACGCGUAUGCAUUAAUACACACAAUUACUUUGUUUAAUACAAAAAAAAUUUGCUGGAAUAAAAUAUGAGAACGUGGUGCGAGAAAAUUAAUAUCGAAUAACUUUUAUUUUUAUUUUUAGCAAACGAUAUAUGAGUUUUUAUUAUUAAUGGUUUAUCUUGGCUUUGAAUUGUCACUUAUUUAUGUAUGAAUGUUUACUGAAGUUGCGUUUAAUAAGCGCACAUUACAGAGAACAUUCUCUGCACGUUAGCGCUGCACACGUUACAGAGAACGCGCUCUCUGCACUUUAGCGGUACAGUUAUUUAUGAAUUUUAUAUUAUUGUAUGUACAUAUUUAACUUUUUCGUUAAUUUCAGGGCAACAUUCAAAUAUUUCAUAAAGUUUAGAAACAAAAAUUUAGACGAUUAGUAAUUUUAUUUUUAAAAUUACACUUUGACAAGCAGUCAAAUGUUAAUAUUUAACAUACAAAUAUGUAUUUAAGCUAUGCAUAUUCAUUUAGGUUUUGUGAAGAUUGUCGCAGCGGCUGUGCUGGAGUGAGUGAAAUCAGACUGCGCUAAAUUGGUGUAUACACAAGCAUACAUACAUACAUAUGUAUGUAUGUAGGUAUGUAUGACUUUUAUUUACUCAGAACCGGUGUUUGUGCUUUUUAUUUGCAUAUUCUACAUUUUGUUUACUAACAAAAAUAUAAAUACAAGCAUUUUUGUUGCUCUAAUAAAUGUAUAGGCAAAGUGUGAUAUUGUGUAAAAUAGCAUUGUUAGCAGCUAACUAGACACGGCUAAUGGCACCUGGGUGGAAUAUUUAAAAGAAAUACAAAAUUAACCUUGCGCAUUUGGGAAGUUAAUUAAAUAUUCUGGGUGGUGUCUAGCAUUUUUAUUGACAAUUGCAAUAAAACUUGCAUAGUUAAUUUAUGGUUUUUAUGGAAAAUUGUUGAAAAUAAAUUGCAAGUAAGCAUGAAAAAAAUAAUAUGUGAAUAUUUCUAAUUUAUUAUUGCUUUGUCGUGUUUUAUUAAUUUUUAACUUUAAUGGAAGGCUGGAAUACAAUCACUAUUAAAAUUUGUAGAAUUAUUGAACUCGUAGUAUAAUUAGCAGGACUGCACAAAUUGUUUUUAAUUAAAAAUUUCCACGUAAUGUGUGUAUAGUUACAAAGAAAUUAAGCAAACACGUACUUACAUACCUGUUUUACUGCUAAGACAGUUGUUUACCUUUUUUUUAUUUAUUACAACCAUUACUCAACGUAAGUCAAACAAGUUUUUGCGGUUAGUGUGGGGUGCUUGCAAGCUAAUUUUAUUGCAUUAAAUAUUUUUAAUUUGUUAGGUGCACAAUACAAUUAGCAAAUAUCUAUGAAUAUAUACAUACAUAUAUUUACUACUGGUUUAUUGAAAUGUGACUAUUGGAAUUACGUUUUUAACACGGAUUUAUAUUUACUUUAAACACUUUUUUAUGGCUUAUGAAGACAAAAGAUAUUUACUGAUUUAACUGCAUUUAUAAGAAGACAUUUGUUAUAAAAUAUUUUGAGCUGCAAAUGUUAUUUACUUUUUGUUGUCUGCAUUAAAAAUUCCCUAAUUUAAAUUACAAAGGCGCGAGUUUCGAGUUGGAAUAUUUGUUUCAAAUGGAGAAUAAUAUGUUACAAAGAGACGCGCAAAACCGCAAUUAUUAUUCGACGUAUAUUUUAAGAUCACAAAGGUUAGAUGUGUAAUUUCACAGGUUAAUGACUUACAUACCAAUAUUUGUAUGUUUGUAUUGUUCGGCCAAUUUGUUCAGUACAUGUGAUGGAUAUGUGUAUUAACAAUACUUUUUAACAUUUAAAGCAUGUAUUGCUUGUAAUACUUUACGACAUACAUA